Coregonus clupeaformis (lake whitefish) is the source of this 897-nucleotide messenger RNA. Its product is annotated as kelch-like protein 33. NCBI's taxonomy places the organism in Eukaryota, Metazoa, Chordata, Actinopteri, Salmoniformes, Salmonidae. Gene Ontology annotation, molecular function: protein binding. The record is from RefSeq and is a predicted model, not a curated record. The coding region runs from base 33 to 839 and encodes 268 amino acids. The transcript is spliced from 3 exons.
UGAAGACAGUUGAGUGGAGGUUGCUGGGAGAGAUGCCAAAGCCACCAAGGUUAAGUCACGAGGUGGCUGUGCUCGCAGGGAAGUUGUACGUGCUCGGGGGACAGAAUUAUAAAGGAAUGCUUGCCGUUUUAAACUCAGUCUACAGAUAUAAUCCGCUUCAGGACCGCUGGGAGAGAUUGGCCGACUUGCAGGAGAAAAGGUGUAAUUUUUCUGUGGUUGUUCUGGACGAGAUUAUAUAUGCCAUUGGAGGGUACAUUGAUCCAGAAACUAACCUGGAUAGUGUGGAGCGCUACUGUCCAAAUACAGAUUCUUGGAGCUUUGCCCAACCCUUGGACAUGACCUUGAGUUGCCAUGCUGCCACAUUGUUGGAUGGAGAGAUCUUCAUCUCAGGGGGGUUCGACUGCAGGUACCAGUGUCUGGUGUCCAUGUUCCUGUACCAUCCUGAGAGAGGAACAACCUACCUGGCAGAGAUGAGCCAACCUCGAGCCCAUCACUGCAUGGAGACUUUAAACAAUCAUCUUUAUGUGGCUGGAGGAGUCACUGUUGAUGAAAACAUGACGUCUAUCGACCAGCUGGCCUGUGAGGUCUACGACCCUGUUAGUGACUCCUGGAGUGCCCUCAUGCCCCUGGCCGUCUCCCAUGUUAGAGCAGCCUCUGUGGUUCUGGAGGGGAAGAUCUAUGUGCUGGGAGGAUACUGCCAAGAGGACUACAGGGAGACCAGACUGGUGCAUCGGUAUGAUCCCACCAACCAACUUUGGGAGAAUAUCGGCGAGAUACCCGGACCUAACACUGACAUAAGAGCCUGUUUGCUCCACCUGCCCAAACACUUGAGACAAUGAAAAAUCACUAUACAUCCCAUAACACCACACUAAAUAUUAUGCCACUACAUGACCUACA